This is a messenger RNA of Alternaria infectoria, 621 nucleotides long. RefSeq lists its product as uncharacterized. The transcript has 2 exons. Lineage: Eukaryota; Fungi; Ascomycota; Dothideomycetes; Pleosporales; Pleosporaceae. The record is from RefSeq and is a predicted model, not a curated record. Bases 1 to 621 code for a protein of 206 amino acids.
AUGACCGCACGUAAAGCCAACAGCCCCAAUGCACAGCCCGUUCCGCAAGCGAUCUCUACGCCUAAGCUGAAGACCGAAGACUUCGGAGACCGCAUCGAUUUCCUGAACUUCGGAUACGAUGAUUUCGAGCCCAAAACGCCAGAGGAGAGGUUGAUGAAAUACCGAGCCGAUGUUGAGUUGUCCAAAGUGCAUGCGAAGCGCUACAAGCUUAUGGCAGAUCGCAAAACGAAAGACUUCUAUAUGGACAAGGUACCGCAUCGGAAGGACGAAACUGGAGACAGCCUCGACUUCCUGAACAGAUACGCCGAUAUAAAGCCCAUGACACCGGAGGAAAGGUUGAUGAAGCUUAAGGCCGAUGUCGAAUUCUCGAAGACACAUCAAGAUCGGUACAGGUUCAAGACUGCUGAGCUGUUGUUCGAGGGUAGAGCGAUAUUUGCGCAGCUCAUGGUGGAUGUUCAGGAGUCUCGAUUGAAGAUCAGAAUCGGAAGCUACCCGAAACUCAGGGCCAAGAAGCGGAUAGACCGCAAGAUCGACCGGACUCCUCCCAGGACCAAAGUGAACGACGCGCAAAUACCGAUGGAAGAAGAUCUAAACACACUGAGCAAAGAGAUGAAUGUCUGA